Messenger RNA from Selaginella moellendorffii, 1306 nucleotides. RefSeq lists its product as uncharacterized. Gene Ontology annotation, biological process: chloroplast fission. The coding region runs from base 18 to 1277 and encodes 419 amino acids. The record is from RefSeq and is a predicted model, not a curated record. The transcript has 7 exons. Lineage: Eukaryota; Viridiplantae; Streptophyta; Lycopodiopsida; Selaginellales; Selaginellaceae.
UUUGUUUCAAUACCGGCAUGGCAGUAGCAACAUCCUCGUGUGGAUGCUUGCUGCCAUCUCGUGCUCUCAACCAUUCUGUCCGAACCAGGGGCAGUAGAGCCGUCUUUCUUCGUAGAGUAGAGUGGUCAGUCGUUUUGAGGCCGAUGCGCUCACCAGUGCUUGUGCAUUGCAGCAGUAAUGCAGCGGAGUCUACAGCAGAACCGAAGCCAAAUGACGAUGAGGAAAAUGAAGAUGACGAUGAUGAUAAGAAGGCGUUUGAAAGGCUGGAGCAGUAUAUCGAGCUAAAUCGCGGGUCUUGGAGUGGCACAUUCACGCAAUACGACUGUCUCGGCAAGGUGCUAGCGUGCAUUCCCAUCAAGCUGAGAGCGAAUGUUUACGGCAAAGGGGAGCACCUUGCUCUCUACCAAACUCUUUGCGUGAAGCAAGCAGAGUCGUCGACAUCGUUCUCUGGGGAUGCUGAGGAUGUACAAUGGCUUGAAUUCAAUCUUGCAGAUUUAGAUUCGGUGACAAUCAACCAGCGCCACCGGGUUGGAUACUUUGGCGACGAGAAAGCAUACUGUCUGUCGCAUUUGACUGCCAAGGUGCUGGACGUGGUGCUGAGAGCUGGAGUACUUGGAGAGAAUGACGACGAGGAACAAGAUUAUUUCCCGGGUGUCAAGCUUCCAUGUCGGAGGCCAGCUCUGGUUAACGAGAGCUGUAUGUUCUCGGCUAGUGGGAACAGCCGAGUUCGUGCAUUCCACGUCUUGAAUCCUCAAGGCCUGCUCGACAUGAUCGGUGUGUUCCACGAGAACAAAGACGGCGAAGCUCCGGAAUCCAUGCGGAACGAUUGUACCGGCUUGGAUCGUUUGGUUGGAGUAUGGUCUGGCCGCGCAGUCACCCAAAGAACAGGAAUGUAUGGUUCCACAAUCGCUGAGGAGUACUUGGACUUUCGGGUUGACAUGAAUGACAAGAGCGAGAUCACGCAGACAAUCUCGAGCUCCAGCAGCUCGAAUUCAGAGGCCGGGGCAACGAAUAAGCAGACGAACCUGACAGUCAAAGGCAUGGCGUCGGGUAACUUGGUGAGAUUCACAGAUGGUUUGCAGUCGACUCUCCUUCCCGGUGGAAUGUGCAUCACUGCUCCCAUCAGUGUCGGGAAUUGCGUUAAGAAGAGUCGCUCCUUCUUCCUCGAGUUUGCGUGGAUCGAGUCGCCCAACCAGCGGCGACGGAUCAUUCGGACUUACGACACGACAGGGGUGGUAGUGUCCACAACUCUGUGCAACGAGAGCAAGCAAAUUUAAGGCCGGCCCCUGUUUUAGGGUUCCUGAGA